AUGGCGUCUGGUGGAAAUUCACUUGAACAAGGAUCUGACACGACUUUUCAGUUUCAUUGUAGUAAAUGUGUUAAGGAUGGAAAGAAUUCUGAAGCAGUUAAGUUUUGUGAAGAGUGCUAUGAUUAUCUUUGCUCAUCAUGUAUGAGCACACACAAUGAUUGGCGCGAAUGGCGCGAAUUGAGACGUCAUAAGUUGUUAACAAUUGGGGAGAUUCGUGGUGAAAGUCACAUACCAGCGACAUUUGUGCGGAGAAACUGUGCAGUUCAUAGUGGUACUUCUGUAGAACUUUAUUGCGCUGAACACGAGGCCGUUCUCUGUAAAGAAUGCUGCGAAACUACAACUCAUAAAUUGUGUACUCUUGAGUAUUUACCGAAGGCUGCAAUAAACUGCAAUGCUGAACUUAAACGUUUGGAUAGUAAAACUAACGCUAUCAAAAUGUGGUGUGAGAGUGUAGAAAAUAAGAGGCUUGAAGAUAUCACUCGCCUGAAAAAACAAAGUGAUAUAUUAAAGUCUGAGUUUGAUAAUGUUGUAAAAGACUUGACACGUUCUUUAAACAAAUCAGUUGACAGUUUACGCAAAAAGGCAGACAACAAAAAGGCAGGUCACAUAGACACCAUCAACAAAGACAUAAAACUAUUAAAGGAAGCAAAAGCCUUUUUAGAAAUUCACACACAUUCUGACAAUGAAAACAAAAUGCAGCUUUUCUUGAACAUACAAGAUGCGAAAAUAGCAGUUCAGAAGUAUAACUCUACGAUACAAGAAGUAGACCAGCGUACAGGGCAAGAGACAGUCGCCGCAAGGUUUGACUAUCUUCAACGGGAUGGAUGUAUUGCUGUUUUUAAAGAUGAAGAAGAUCCUCUUUUUUCUGAGGGUGAUAAGUAUCCAAGUCAUGUGAAAGGGUUUUGCCAGAUGACCGACGGUAGGAUUAUUGCAACAGACUUUAUGAAUAACAAGUUGAAGGUAUUAGAUAGCUCUUAUCAUAUGAAAGACAGUAUAGAAGUGUCUAAAUCCCCUUGGGAUGUUUGUCAAGUUGAAGAAGAUCUGAUUGCUGUCUCUUGCGAGAAGAAAAUCCAGUUUGUUAACUUAAGCAGUAAAAGAAUUCUGGAAAAGGAUAUUUCAGUGAAUGACAGAUGUCAUGGCAUGACAUAUUGUGGAAGCAAGUUGUUCGUUUGUUGUGGAGGCUUCGAUCUAGGAGACGGAUCACCGCGUAUUUUGGUAUUUGAUAAGGUAGGAAAGCAAAUUCAAGAAAUAAAUGACAGAGACAUAAUUGGAAGACCGUUUUCUUUGGCAAAAAGUGAAGAUGAGAAGAAGAUUUUUGUAGCUGACAACUAUAAAGGAAUUGUCAUUCUCAAUAUAAAAGGCCAAUUGAUUGAUACUAUAAGACAUCCUGAACUGAAGAUCGCCGUAGGUACUUGCGUAGGUAAAUCAGGUGAAGUGUAUACGUUCGACUAUAGUUCUAAAGAUUUAUUCAAGCUUGUGCCACACACAAAGCCGGUCAAGAUAGAUAAAAUGGAAGUCAAGUUGAAAUGCCGAAAUGUUGUUUUGUUUGAUAGAACCCGUGAUAGAAUCAUAUCACAAACAGGUGACAAGGUCCCGAUAGAAUUUGUUAAUGUCUUGUAA
Molecule: messenger RNA, 1620 nt
Organism: Mercenaria mercenaria
Lineage: Eukaryota; Metazoa; Mollusca; Bivalvia; Venerida; Veneridae
Exons: 2
Coding region: 1-1620 (539 amino acids)
Molecular function (GO): zinc ion binding
Source: RefSeq, a predicted model, not a curated record